Selaginella moellendorffii is the source of this 2525-nucleotide messenger RNA. RefSeq lists its product as uncharacterized. Bases 16 to 2271 code for a protein of 751 amino acids. The transcript is spliced from 16 exons. Lineage: Eukaryota; Viridiplantae; Streptophyta; Lycopodiopsida; Selaginellales; Selaginellaceae. The record is from RefSeq and is a predicted model, not a curated record. Gene Ontology annotation, molecular function: oxidoreductase activity.
GUUCUUUGCUUCUCUAUGGGUACUGAAAAGCUAGUUGUAGUUGUAGGCGCAGGAUUGGCAGGUCUGGCGGCCGCUCGGGAAGUGCAAUCGCAUGGAGUAAGAGUGCUGGUUUUGGAAGCGUCGGGUGUUCUGGGCGGAAGGAUCAAGCAGCUCAAUGGGCUCGUGCCGUGGCUGGUUGAGCUUGGGCCCGAGUUUCUUCACGGAAAGCAAAACUCGUCCAUCGCUCAGAUAGCCAACGAGAUGGGCUGCACAAUGACAGAGCUCCCCUAUCCCGAUUUUUAUUAUGUUGGCAGUGAGAGCAGGCUCCUAACAUCCGAGGAGGCAGAGGACCAUUCUGAGAUUCAGACUGUGCAUGGCAUAUUUGCAGCACUCGCGGAAGAAACGCAUCCAUCGCCAGACAUAUGCAUGGAUGAGUUUUUGCGGAGGAAUAAAGUGAGCGACACUGUCGUUCAGCUCGCGGAGUCUAUUUAUGCGAACGAUUUUGGCUGUUCGCUGUAUCAGCUCGGUGUUGGCGAGUGCAUUGAGGAGGCACGGCAGUGGAUUUACGGUGACACUUACAUGCUCCUGGACAGGCCUCUUUCUUCGAUCGUGGACCAUCUCUCCAAAGGAUUAAAUGUGCUGACAAGCCAUCCGGUUGAAGACAUCACGUAUUCUCCAACUGGUGAACUCGAAGUGAAAUGUAGAGGAGGUGCUAAAUUUCAAGCGCACUAUACAAUCGUGACCGUGCCAGUGAAAAUCCUGGAGGACGAGUCUAUUCGAUUCAAUCCACCGCUUCCAAAGACUAAAGUGGACGCAGCGUCCACCAUAGGAAUGUCAAGCGCUGUCAAGAUUCUUCUUGCUUUCUCGCAAAGAUUUUGGCCAGAGGAAAUGUUUGACGUCGUCUGCACCGAUUGCUUCGUGCCAGAGUUCUGGGCGACACAGUAUCCCUGCAAAUCCAGCCCCGACGAAGAAGCUCUCGGCAGUGUGCUGCUGGUCGGAUUCAUCGCAGGGGAAACAGCACGCCAGAUUUCCAAGCUCUCACACAGCGAAACCUUUCGAUCCGGAGCUCCAGCCAGCGUCAUUCUACUUCGCGGCAGCGUCUCUGGUGGAUUGGUCGCGCGAGGAAUUCGUCCGUGGAGGAUACUCGCAUCCUUCUCUCAACGCUCGAGGUGCUCGCGAAGAACUCGCCAAGCCAGUCCAUGGAAGGCUCUUCUUCGCGGGCGAGGCUACUCAUCCUGGAGUGAAUCCUUGCAUGCAAGCAGCCAUCGACUCUGGAAUUCGCGCAGCUCGCGAAGUUCUUGGCUGUGUGAUUUAGAGAAUCGUUUUGGAAUCUCUUCAAGCUAUGUUAAUUUCCCUCCAAUAAAUCAAGCAAUCAGGGUUUUGGCUAUGGCGACGAGUCUCUUGGCUCACAAGAGUGGCGUCUUCUUUGGCAGCGCGAGCGCGCUCUGCGAUUUCCAGGCGCGACCGGCAUUGCGAUCGUCCAGGCGCGACACCGUUCGCGCGUCGUCCAGGUCCGCGGGAGGAGAAUGCCGGGAUUUUGCGCUCCGGGAUGUCUUUGCGAAGCGCGCAUUCAAGGUGAUUGCUGGGCUCAACAAUUUCGAUCGAGAGAAUGUGGCUGAUGUGGUUGUCGCCGCCGAGAAGGGUGGCGCGACGCAUGUAGAUAUCGCUUGUGAUCCACAGCUCGUCGAGCUUGCGCUUGGCUUAACUUCAUUGCCGAUAUGUGUCUCUGCCGUGGAUCCAGAGGCAUUUGUGGCGGCUGUGGAUGCCGGAGCACACAUGAUCGAAAUUGGAAACUUCGACUCGUUUUACGACAGUGGCAGAGUUUUUUCUUCCAAGGAGGUCUUAGAGCUCACUAGAAGAACUAGGGAACUUUUGCCACACAUCACUCUUUCAGUGACGGUGCCACAUACUUUGCCACUCGAUGAGCAGGUCCAGCUCGCCGAGGCUUUAGAGGAAGAGGGUGCCGAUAUCAUCCAAACAGAGGGUGGAACAGCUUCUACUCCUUCAAAGCCUGGGAUCACAGGUCUCAUUGAAAAGGCAACUCCCACACUAGCAGCUGCGUAUUCCAUCUCCAGAGCUAUUACGCUUCCAGUUCUCUGUGCCUCUGGAUUGAGUGCAGUGACAGCUCCAAUGGCGAUCACUGCUGGCGCUUCUGGAGUGGGCAUUGGCUCAGCUGUGAACAAACUGAACAGCCAACUUGCAAUGGUGGCGACUGUUCGCAGCAUUGCGGAUGCAAUGGGACUAGAACCAUCCACUGAAAAGAUUCCAGAGAGAGCUCGAGACAAAGCUUGAUUAGUUCUUCAACGAUCAAAGCCAAACGAUCACAGUCAUAAGCAAGAACAAAGAAAAACUCCGUCACCCUCGUCGCCGCGCCCUUGUCCCGUGCGUACUACUCUCGUUGGUAUCAAAAUGUAUAUAAAUUAUGAAGGAGUUCCCGGGUAGGGCGAGCAUGUUCCCGCCCAGAACAGGCGAGCCUGUGCCUGUGGAAUGGCCUUAACUGGCUGUGGUGAGACCGUUAAUGGACAUGUGGAAGAAUGUUGAUGGAA